AUGUUGACGUCCAUCAGACGUUAUCAUGACGAACAACAACGUGUACAGAAGAAAACUUUCACUAAUUGGGUCAAUGCAUGUUUGCAAAAGCUACCUGACCCAAUUCAUAUCAAUGAUCUUUUCAAAGAUAUUGGUGAUGGAACUACUCUUAUCCAUCUUCUUGAAGUAUUAUCAGGAGAAAAAUUGCAAAUUGAAAAUCGUCGUAUUCUACAAAGAGCUCAUAAACUUAGCAAUGUUCGUAAUGCUUUAGAUUAUUUAGAAAAAACAUGUAAAAUAAAACUUGUAAAUAUCAAUCCCGCAGAUGUGGUCGACGGGAAACCAGCGAUUGUUUUAGGUCUUAUAUGGUCGAUUAUAUUAUUUUAUCAAAUUCAAGGUCAUCAGAAAGUAUUAAAAGAUGCAUUGAAAUCUCGUCGUAAAAGUCUCUCGAAAUCAAUCGAUUCUGAUGCCACUGGAAAUGUUAGUAGCAAAUCUGAAGAGACUAGUUUAUCUGAACAAGUGGAUAGUACAAAAAGUUCUUUUCGUUCCCAUAAAUCAACAUUAGAAAUUAGAGUUACCGACUUCGGUUCAUCUUGGCGUGAUGGUAAAGCAUUUUGUGCUUUGGUGCAUAACAUUAAUCCAAGUCUUAUUGAUAUGGGUGAAGUUAUGCAUCGAAAAAAUCGUGAGAAUUUAGAAUUUGCUUUCAACGUAGCUGAACAAAGACUUGGUGUACCAAAAUUACUAGAUCCUGAAGAUGUUGACGUGGAUAAACCGGAUGAACGUUCAAUUAUAACAUAUGUAGCACAAUUUAUUCUAAUCGCUAGUUCACAUCCACCUAAGAUUAAAUCAAGAUCUGGUUCACGUCGAUCAAGUACUAACAGUUCGGAAAAACUACAAUCGCAACAGAAAUUAAAAGCAGCAAAUAUCGACAUGAAAACUGAAUCUAAAACAGAAAAUGAACAUCAUGCAGCACUUAGAUUAGCUUCAUUUGAACCUGACCCUGAAAUUGACCCUGCAUUAAUCUUGAAUGCAUCAACUACUGCUAAUUUCCUGGAACGUCGUCGUGCCAGACGAGCAAGUUUAAGUGGUCCACAAACUAUGGAUGAUGAAGCACUACAUAAUCUAAUUUUAGCUACAAGUCCUGUAAGUUCUGGGACUGGUGGUGCUUCUACACCUACAGACGAUGCCGCUAUUGCAUUAUCUUCAUCAACACCAGGUUAUACGCGUACUACUAUGUCAGGUUCUCCAUCUCCUCCUAGUUAUAGUACAUCACCACAUCGAUCUGGUCGUGCACGUUCAUAUGCUGGAUUACGUUUAUGUCGAGUAGCUAAAAAUGUAUCAAAAUGUCGUGCAAUUGCAAAUAUUCGUGUAACAGCUGAACCACCUCGAGCUACACGUCAUAUUGUUCCCGUUCUACAUUUAGGUGGAGAGGGUAAUGAACAAACAGAAGCGGAAAAAGAACGUGUUCUAUUAAUUACGAUUAAAGAAUUAAUUGCUCGAGUUCGACAUAAUCCAAUUGAAUCACAAGAUUUUCUCACUGAAUUUGAAAGUUUUCUCCAAGCUCAACUUGAACAUGAAAAUAUGGCUGCUUAUAUUCGUGAACUUGAUGAUAGAAGACGUCAAGGCUUAUUACUUGGCCUAAGACCAGAGGAAUUAGAACGUGCUGAAGCUGAAUGGAGCCGAGUGAAACCUGAACUUGAUGAAUGGCGUUGGCGUUUAGAUAAUGUAUUACCAGGUGAAUGGCGUCAAGUUGGUCAAUGGUUGUCAAAAUUAGAAAAAUGUCUAAUAACUGAUGCAUUGAUAGCUUCACAACUUGGUCUGGAAUUAGCUCCAGAAGCGAAAAAUUUGACUCAUGAAGAACGUGCAACACGACUUCGAAAUUGCUUAAACGAACAUGAAGAUAUUUUCAAUAAUAUUGAAGAUUUAAAUCAUUUAAUUAAUAAAUUAAGUGAAGAAAAUGAAAAAUUAAAUGAAAUCGCUGAAAAUGCUACAACAUCAGAUGUAUUAACUACAUUACCAACUCGUUUACCACAAAUUAUUGUUGAUUCAUUGAAAUCUCGUUUUAUCACAGCUUAUUUAAAUGGUCAAUUAACUAAACGACGUUUAGAACGUUUAGUGUUACGUUGGGACUUAACACAUAAAAUAACUAUAAUACGUGAACAUUUAAUUAAUUGGCAAACAAUUAAAUGUAAAGAGACAUCUGAAGUAGAUUUACAUAUUAAUGAAAUUAAAGAUUAUCUAUCAUCCAUGAAUAUACCUGAAGAUAUGGAUAAUGGCUUGGAUAAGCUUAAAGAAUUAGCAUUAGAACGCGAUGAUAUUGCGUGUCAAAUUGCUGAACAACGUGAAAAAUUGGAAGCCAAUGCAAAAUUAUCAGGUCCUACAGUAAAUCAACAAGCUUCCGUUAGUACCGGUGGUGGAGCAUUCAUUUUAACUGACUAUGCUGAAACUGAACGAAAAGAAACUAAUUUCUUUUUAACUUCACUUAAUACACGUUGGAAAGAUACAUGGUCGGAUCUAUUGAAUAUACAAACACAUUUAGGCGAACUUUCUGUUAAAUGGAAUCUAUACGAAACGGAAAAAUUACAUCUAAGCAACUGGUUAACAGAAGUGAGAAAACUACUUGCCGAUGAGAGUACGAGUGCUGAAGAACGUGAAAAAUUAUAUAGUGAUUUAAAAGAAUGGCGUACACGUGUAUCAGCUUUAAAUGAUCUUGGACAUGAAUUAAUGCAUAGCUGUGAUAUGACAGCAUCAUCUAUUUUAGAUAAUGAAUUGAAGAAUAUUAAUAAAAAUUGGACUGAAGUUACUACUGAAGUUAUCAAAUUUGUCGAUUUAGAUCAUGCUGAAGAAUUAAAAAAUCGUAAUUCUGAAGCUAUGCUUCGAUUGAAUGCAUUCAUCAAAUCAACUGAACUUUUAUUGGUCUCUGAUUUUGUUCUACCAGAGACUACUGAUUUAGAUCAAGCUCAUUCAGCUACAGCUAAUUAUCGUCAACAGUUAGAAGAAGCUCGUAAACAAUUACUUGAAAAAGCUCGAAGUGAUUAUUUGGAAGCUUUAAAAGCUGCUGAAGAACUAAUGUCAGCUGCUAAAGCUGGUCAAGCAGAUAUGGAACAAGCUGAAGCUGUUAUGGCAGCGGUUCGUGCUGCUGGUGAAAAAUUAGAUCGAUUAGCUAAUCAUUCUGUUCAAGCAAGAUUAGAUGAAGUUGAAGCAGCAACUAAGAAAGCUGUAGAAUUAGCUCUUCAACUAGCUCCAAUUAAUGAUUGGGCUCAAGAUAGUGAAGUUUCGACGGAAAUAUUAAAUUCUGGGUCGAUUGAAACUAAUCUCGAUUUAACUAAUUUAACAACAGAAGAAGCUAUGUCAAAGUUGAAGGGUCAUUUCACAGCCUUAGAAGAGCAUGAAAAAGCUUUACUUGAAGCUGAGAAACGAUUGAAUGAUUUAAAGGAAUCUGGUCUGCAACAUAUUGAUAUUAGUCAAUUGGAAUUAGCUACUGCGGAAGCUCGUCGUAAAGUCGAAGCUAUGCGUACUGUGGCUAAAUGUUAUGAAAAUGAGUUAGAUAGACGGAAAUCAGCUGAACAAUCUUUUUCAUAUGCUAUAGUAAAUAUAACUGAUUGGUUAGACGAAGCAGAACGUCUAUUUCAGACUGAUGUAUCAUUUGAUUUUGAAGAACAAUUGCCUAAUACAGAAGUUAUUCAAGAUAAAUUAAUUGCAAAUGAAGAAUUUUUAAGAAAAACACAAACAGCUGGUCAAGCUUGUUUAGUUGAAUUGAAUCGAAGUUAUGAUAGAUUAGUAGAAUUAUUCUCAGGUAAUGAAGAAGAUAUGGUUGAAAAUUCUGCUAAUCCAAUUAUUCAACCAGAUGAAGUUAGUAUGAAUAUAUUGUUGGAAGCCGCAAAUCAAGUGACUAAAUUCCGUGAUCGAUUUGAUGAGUUGAUGUCUAAAGCUACUCGACGUCAAUAUGAACUUAAAUAUGCUUUAUUAGAAGCUCGUCUACGUGAACAAUUAGAUAAUACUAAUAAAAUUUUAAAUGAUGAAGAAUUUCGAAUGACAUCUGGUGAACAUUUGGCUAGUAUAUUGUCUGAUCAUGAGUCUUCAUUUAAAAAUUCAGAAUUUUAUACUAUUUGUGAAAAUAUACUACGUGAAAUGCGUGAAUUAGAUGAACAAUUGUCUUGUUUAUUUCAAAAUGAUGCAAAUUAUUAUAGUAAACGUACAACACAGUUACAACAAGAAUAUAAUUUAUUAACUGAACGUGUUGGAAAAAUAGCUGUGAGAUUACGUAACCUACCGGAACAAUGGGCUGAUUUUGAUGAUAAAUUAAAUCAUUUAUUAGAUUGGACAAAUGAAGUUGAAAAAUUAUUUAAUCAUUUACAAAGUGAUCCAUCUAAUACAAAGAAUAGUGAUGAAAAAACUGCCAUUGAAUUAGCUUCACGUUAUCGUGCUAUGUUGUCGAGAUUUGAAGAAAUGACUGGUAUGGUUAAUGAACAGAAUGCAUUAGCUGAUAAAUUAAAUUUAAUGUUAGUUGAUUUAUCAUUAGACGGUGGUGUAUCAGCUGGAGAGAUAGCAGCAAAACGAGCUGCAUUAACCGCUGCAUUAGGAGCGUUGAAAGAUUUAGGCAGUGAAAUGGAUUCUGUACUAACUCGAGCUCCAUUAAUAGCUGAAACACUAGAAUUUCGUGCCAAUGCAGUAACAGAACGUAAAAAAGCAAUUGUUGUUCGUGAAGCAUUUGAACAAGCUGUACAAGAAGAUGCAGAAAUGUUGCCAAAUGAUUUAGAAUCAGUUAAACGUAUAUUAGCUGAACGUGAAGCUAUGGUAGCUAGAUUAGCUGAAGAAAGAGAUGCUAGUUUAUUAGCUAUGAUUCAACGUGGAUUAAGUGUUAAAACUGAUGAAAUGUUAGAUUGGAUUGAACCAUCUAAAAAUGAAUUAAAAGCUACUUGGGCUGAAGUAGAUAAAGUUGCUGAAACUGGUUUAAAAUCUUUACGUCAAACUGCUGAAGCAUUUGAAGCAUUUGAAGAGCACAAACAACGUAUUGCAAAUUUAUUAACUGGUACAAAACAUUUAAUUAAUGGUCAUGCAAGUGCAUCCACGACAGCCGCAUUUACUAUGGCAUUAAUUGGUAAAGAUGGUACGAUUGAUAUUGAUAAUGUUACUAAUGCAUUACAUAUUGAUGAUGAAACAAAAUUAUGGGCUAAUUCUUCAUUAGCAUCUGGUGUUGCUGGUGUUAUUGUAGCAAGUGUUGAAGAAGCAACUAAAGCUGGUCAAGAAGCUGUACGUGUUCAAACAGAUGCAAUUCUAGCACAAUUAGAUGCAUUAAACAAUGCAGAAUCAGAUUUAAAAGCAUUAAUAGCUGCUGCACAAACUAUGAAAAUGCGAUCAACUCCAGAACGUGCUUCAGAAUUAGAUGCAACAAUUCAAUAUUUAGAAAAUCAACUUAAUACAGCUAAACAAGAAUUAAAUACUAAAUUAGCUAAUUUACGUGCAGCUAAUGGUAAAUGGGAAGUAUUUUAUACAAGUACAAGUGAAGUUGACAAAUUACUUAAUAAUUCUGAAUUAAAUUUAUCCAAUAUAACUAGUGUACAACCAUUAGCUAAAGGUAAUUUAAACGUUACUGAAUUAGGUUCUGCUGAAUCAUCAGCUAAAGCUGCUGCCGCUGAAUUAGCAUUAUGGUAUGCAUCAGUAAAUAAUUAUUUAAAAGAUUUACAAUUAUCUGAACAACGUUUAUUAUCUUUAAAUGUUAUUUUUAAAGAAUUAUCACAUUAUUCACCAUUAGAUACUACUGAAAUAAAUGAUAAUAAUAAUAAUAAUUCAUCGGAAUCAUUAGUAAUUAGUUCAGAAAUAUCUAAAGCCCAAAAUAAAAUUCUUAGUUUAUAUCGAAGACAAAAAGCAUUACAAAUUGCAUUUAAUCAACAUUCACAAUCAUUGAAUACAUUAAAAGAUUAUUUAUCACAAUAUCUUAAUCUUGUGCCAAAUAUUGAUAAAUAUUUAACAGAAAUAGAUAAUAUUGCUAAAACAUUAUCAUCACCACAUAAUUCAUUUAUUAAUUCAUUGGAUGAUUUAAUUAAUUUACGUAAUACACAUCAGGCGCGUCAAAUUGUACAUAAAUCAAAAUAUACAGAAGAUCGUAAUCAACUAUUAUGGUUGGCUAGUAAUUUGACUAGUUGGUCACACUUAAAAGAAGCUAAUGAAGCGUUACAAUCGCGUUGGGAAAGUGUUAACUAUUGGUUAAUUGAGGAAUCUCAAUAUUUAGAUGAUUUAUAUAAUAUGUGGACAGAAUGGAAUAAAGAAGCUGAUCAGUUUACAUUACAAAUAACUAAUAUAGAAAAAGAUGUAGAACAAGAAUUAAACAAUAUAAUCAAUGAUAUAACUAAUCAAAACUCUAAAGAUUCAUCUACUGAUCCAAUGAAUAAUAAUAAUACCAGUGACUUAGAUUCUAAAGUGAAUAAAGCUAGUGCAUAUCAAGAUCGUCUGUUGAUGCUGACACAAACUCAAAUACACUGUCGAACCUUAUUACCAGUGGAUACGGCAAAAAUAACAAAAUCUACUGAUCAAUUGUCAUCAUCAUUAACAGUAUCCACACUCAAUGACACUAAUAAUAGUACACAAUUCACUAAUAUUGCUAUCAGUCCACAUAGUAUAGCAAUUAAAUAUCGAGAAUUAGAGGAACAUUUAAAAUGUGUACGAAUACAAUGCGAAAAAUUAAAUAAUGAAUUAGAAAAUCAAUUAGAUGCACGUGAUCGUUUAUUUCGUGAUACAGAUAGACUAUUACAAUGGAUUAUGUCAGCAGAGAAACGUAUGACAAAACUUACACGAAUUUGGGUAGCAGCAAGGCCACCAAUUACAACGAAUAAAUCCUAUGGCGUAUUACAUAAACCAUCUUCAAUUAUGAAACAACGAAAUGAUCAAAUUGAUUCUGAUAAACAACAAUUAAUUGGUGUUGACUUAUCAGAAGCAUAUGAACAAUUAAAAACUUUGCAAAUUGAAGCUACUGGUCCACGAAUGAUUGCUUUAAAAGAAUUAGCUAAUCAAAUUGAAGGUGAAGACGUUGAUUUAAAUGAUUUAUACAAUAAAAUGGGUAGUCGUCCAGGGAGUAAUCGACCUGGAAGUAAUCAUAGUAGACCUACUAGUGAUCGGUCACGUAGUCGACGUUCUGUUUCAUUUGAUUUAUUAGGUAAGGAAAAUAGUUUUGAUUCAACUACAAAUGAUGAAAUUAAUCGUCAGUUACAUGAACGUUUAAUUCGACUUUUAAGUAAAUUAAAUCGUCUUAUCAGUCAUCUUAAUCAACGUACAAUACUUUGUCGUUUAACUAUUGAAUAUGAAUAUUGUCGUCAAAAUUGGAUACAAGAGAUUAAUUCAUUGAAUUCACGUUUAAAAACAUUUGAAAAUAAUUCAGUUGUUGUAGAAUUAAAUGUAGAUAAGAAGAAAAAACAUUCAUCGAAUAAAUCUAUUGAAGAUGAUAGAAAACCAUCUGUUCAAGAAAAUGAAGACUCUGUAGGACAACAACAUAAUGAAGAAGAAAUCAAUAAGAAUGAAGUCAGUAUAGGAGAAAAUGUCACAGAAUCUACAAAUUUAACUCACCAUGACGAUAAUUCUAUUCAGACUACCACUAUUACUACUACUACUGAUACUAGUAGUAAACAGCCAAUUACUUCAAUUGAUCUAUUUCAAUCUGCCGCAGAUGAUGCUGAACGUAUAUUAUUUCGCAAACAAACAAUACAAUCUGGUAUUGUCUAUCAAUCAGAAUAUAAAAAUUUAAAAGAUGAAAUUGAUAAAUUAAAACAAUUAAUCAAUAAUUGGCAAGUUACAUUAGAUUUUACACGAUCAAAUAUCAUUGAAAAUGAAUUCGAUGAAACACCGAAUGAUUCGAAUUUAAUUGGACCAAAAGAACUUGAUGUGGCUGUUGUUUCAGUUGGUCUUAUGUUUGUCACCAAUAUUGAUUUGAAUUGGUCAUUUAGUACUGGAUUCAGUACUACUACUUCAAUGACAACCACAACGAGUGCUUUAACCACUAGCACCACUACCACCACCACGACAACUGCUUCAGGUGGUACCAUAAUCACUUCAGAUCAGUCGACAAUAUUACAAUUAGAACCAUUUAGUUUUUUUAUAGAUAUUGCUAGAUUAUCUUCUGAAUGUGAUAAAUUACAUGGAAAAUUAAAAGCUAAUUUAUUACAUGUGAUUGGUGUAUGUGAAAAUUGGCAACAGUUAGUUGAAGCACGUGAUAGAUUAUUAGAACAAGUUAAAGAUUUACAAUAUCGUUCAUCAGGAGCUUGUUAUACAGUUGUUCAAUUAGGUGAUCCAUCAAAAACUGAUAAACCUAUUGGUAUACGUUUGACACGUUUAGGUCAACAGUUAUUAAAUUGGCAAGUUGAAUUAAAUUCGGCUGGCACUACUACAGAUGAUGUGAAUGCAUUACAAACUGAUAUUAGUAGUAAUAAUAAUAAUAAUACUGAUAAAACUAAUUUACCAAGUGAAGCUGCCACUAUAGUUCAAAGAUUAAGUGAUCUUCGACGGGCAGGUGAACGAAUUGUUGGAUUAAAUCCAGCCCGUGGUCCGAAUGUUGAUAGUUUAUACAAUACAACUGUACAAACAAUACGUUUGUGUGCAAUUUCUCUAGGUGAAAUUGGUCGACAUAGUAUACUGUUAUUUCAAGCAUUAUCAAAACGUUCAGAAUGUUUACAUCAAUUGACAGAAUUUCUUGAUGAAAUUGAAAAACAAAGUGGUCUUAUUCCAGCUAGUGAACAUCAGUCAGUUUUCGGUAAUGCAAAUUCAACUGAACAAAAUCAAAUGAUUACAGAUGAUCAACAAAUUAAUAUUUCUGAUAAAAAUGUUAAACGACCAAUACCUGAACAAAUUGCAUCACAAUUCACAAUGUUUGAAUGUAUGGAUCUAUGUAGAUUGUUAAGUGUGGAUAACGUCAAAGAAGUAGAACAACAACUAACACCAUGUCAAAUUGCAUUAGAUUCAUUAAUGAAUAAACAAAAUACAUAUUUUAUACAAUUAAAUCAAUCAUCUUCAUUAGCAUUACAGACAUUUAAUGAAUUUCAAACAGAAAUAUGUAAAUAUAAUAAUAAUAAAAUUGAGGAUAUGGAUGAAGAACAUAAACUAUCCGAGAAACAAAUAAAAUUAGACCCAUUUCGUGAUGCAAUAGUUAAUCGUUGGCAACGAUUACAUUUUCGUUUAGAAACUAUCAUACAACAAUUAUAUAUUCGACGUAGUGCAUUCAUAUAUUUAGAAGAUGGUUUUAAACAAUUAGAAUAUUGGAUUGAAACAAAUGAAUUAAAAAUAGAGACAUGUAGUUCACAAUUGGCAGCGAAUGCAGCGACUUCUGCUAUCCUAUCACCAUUUAAUCUUCAUUCAAUAUUGCCAGCUGACGAACAAUUAAAGUAUACUGAAAAUCCUCAAUUAAUUCUUGAUACAUUUAAUACAGAAGUUGUUUACUACUCAAAUUUAUUAAACAGUAUAAAUGAUCGUAUCGAAGCUGAUUUAGGAGAUCGUGUAUUAUUGAGAAAAACAUUUGAUAAUUUAGAAUGGCGUUUACAUAAAUUACAAAAAUCUUCAGAUCAUUUAUUACAACAAUGGAAUGAAGAAUAUGAAAGAUGUGAACAGUUAAAAGUUGAUCUACAUCAAUUUAACACCCUUCUAGAAUCAAUUAGUAAAGAGUUAACAUAUUGUUUUGAUCCUGCUAUUUGUAAUGUUGAAGAGGAUCCAAAUAGUUUGACGAUGGUACAAUAUAGCCUCACUGAUAUACAAAGCAUUAAUAUACAAGCAAAUAAUUAUUUAUUACAAUUAUGCAAAGCACAGUGCAUUCGUCAUCAUCUUGCACGAUUACGUGAUCGUUCAUUAUGGUUACAUGAUAGAGCUCAUUUAUUAGCCAUUGGACCAAGUCGUUAUCAUCAUCGUUCUAUUCAGCCAUUAAAAAUAACUCAACAAGAAGCGAAUUUAUCCACCAAUAGUGAGAAUACAUCUACUGAACUAUUUACCGCAUCUGUUCUAUUAGAAAGUGAAUCAGUCUCUUUAAAUCAUCGUUUAUUAGGUUUAGUUGCAAGAUCUACAAAAUCUGUGCAUAUUUUACAUUCAAAAAUUAGUCAUAUCUUUUUUGAUGCUAUACAAAAUUUUCAUAAUUGGUUUGAUGAUUUACAUUCAAGAGUAAAUGAAAUUCAUUCAGCUACACUUCCAAUGCAUAUGAUAACAAAACCAAAUGAUUCAAAGCAACUAUUGACUGAUACAAAUCAAUCAGUGGGAAUUUUAUCCGUAGAUGUGUUGUCAUCUAAUUUGAAUACAAUUCGUGCAACUGUAGAAGAUUUAGCUAAGAAAGUUCAAUGUGAAUCUAAACUCGACAUUUUAAAAGAAUUAGCUAAAAUAAUGCUACGUUCAAACUAUAUAGACAUCGAGCCUAGUUUAUCUGAUCAUAUAAAAGAUGAUGAGGUUGACGAUGUUGACGCUCAAGUGAAGAAUGAAAAACAACCAUCAGUUGAUGAUUUGCAAACAUCACUGCCAACAGCUGAAUCUCUUUUACAGUCUGUUGAAGAUAAAGUCGAACAAUUCACUAAAGUAGUAGAAACAACUGACAAUAAUCCACCUUCAUCAUUAUCAAUAUCAUUAUUAUUAACAAAACUCAACUCCUCUGAUGCUUCUUCCAUCUUUAUGGAAUCUGAUAAUUCAAUAAGUCAGUUGCUUCGAUUAUGGGACAGUCAAUUAACCAAUAUGUAUAGUGAAUUGAAACAGAUCGAGUUGAAGCUUGAUGCAGCACAAAAAGUUGCUAUACAGUCUAAAGAAUAUGAAAUUAAAUUAUCCGAAAAUGUGAUUAUUUAUGAAGAACGAUUUAAGCAAAUUAUUUUAUGGCAACAAUCAAUUACUAUUGAAUCGUGUAAAAUUCGUCUUAAUAAAUUACAAGAUUUACUUGUCCAAUUAAACGGGGAUAGUACUGAAUUAAAACAAGCUCAUGAAGCAUUUAAUCAAUUAGUUAAAUUAUGUAAUCUAUCAUUGUUUCAUGAGUUCAAUAAUCAAUCAACCGAUUCCAUUAAUCAAAAUGAUAGUCCUGAGAAAUUAAAUGAAAGAUUUAUUUAUAAAUCUACUGUACUAACGGAAAUUGAGUCUAGAUUAAAUGUUUUACAGUUAUGUUUGGAAAAGGCUAUUAAUCAUACUAUUGAGGUGACUUCUGCCUUAGAAACUCAACAACGUACAUGCAAUGAUGCGAACAAUUGGAUUGAAAAUGUUACAAGUCAACUUCAUCAGAUUAUCACAGAAAGACAAGAAACACCAACUAAUCGUGAUACUGCUCAAAAAUAUCUUGAUUUAAUACAUAACCUCAAUGUAAUAUCCGACGAUGGACGUGCAAAAAUACAAUUAGCUCAAAAUACCAUUGAAAUUGCAUGUAAUUUGAUUUUAACAUCGGAAUCAUUCUACAAUAAAAUUAAAAAUAAUUAUAGUUUGCCACCUAAGAUGGAACAAUCAAACAAUAAUGAUCAAACCAAAUUGGAUGAAUCAAAAUCAAUGGAAUCAUUUACAGAGAAUGUAUUAUCAUUUCAUUCUACAUUUAUAUCAGAAUUCAAUGACCAAUUAUUAAAUUACUCAUCUAUGUUAAAUAGUCGUUUCAAUGUUUAUUUAAAUGAAAUUGGGACCGUUUUAAAUGAGAUACAACUUGACUUAAAUCAAUGGACGUCUUAUGUUGAUUCAAAAUUACGUUUAGAAAAAUGGUUGAACAUGGUGGAAUUUGAUUGGAAAGUGAAUCAAUUAACUGAUUCUGAUGAAGUCGGAGAUAAUUUGACGAAUAAAAUGUACUUUGUUACAUUAUACAAACAACGAUUACAGGAUAUUGAUUCCCAUGAAAGUCUUCUUAACACUGUAAUUAGUUGUGGAAAUCAGUUCAAUCGAAGAAAUUCAGACAAUAUGAUUAGUACUACUGGUACUACUACUACUACUAAUAAUAAUAAUGAUCAAGUAGUUCUUCCUACUGAAGAAAUCCAAAAUUUUCGAAAACGUUUUGAAUCACUUCAGAAUUUUAUAAAUACACGUUUAAAAUUACACCAAAGUCGUUUAGAAAGAUAUAAAAAAUUUAUGGAACAUAAUCAGAAAUUUGAAGAAUGGCUUUCUAAUACAGAGACAAAACUUAAUUAUAUGAUAGAAGAUAUCGUUGGAAGAAUUGAACAUUUAAUUCCAGAAAGUGAAUCCUAUUCUAUUACAUCAAAUAAUGAAUACAAUCAGAAUUUAUCAAUAGGGACUCAAUUUAUUAAUAAAGAUAAUAAUCUAUCAAUAUACAUUGAAAAGAUUGAUAAAUUAUGGUUAUCUAUCAUGAAUAAUGCUGAAAGUCAAUUAGACACAUUCAAUUCAUUAUUUCUAUCAAUUGAAAAAGAAGUAGAACAUCCAGAGAACUUCCAAAUAAAGAUUAUUAACUUUAAAAAUCAUAUAUUUCUUAAUUUAAAACAAAAGAUUAAUGAUCUUAUCAAAAAUUUAAAAGAAUAUCAACAUUACAAUGAAGAAUUUUUAAAUCAACUGUCAAGGUCACAAACUUAUAUGAAUAAUCAAGAAAAAAGAAUUAUUCAAUUUUCAACACGACAAUUAUGUAAUUCUAUGCCAGAUUCAAUAAUGAUGUUAAUUGGUAGUGAUGGUAUAGUGAAUUUACCUGAUAAUUUAGAUGGUAAAUUAUUUUAUAUUCAAACAUUAAAACAAAUUUCAAAUGAUUUAAAUCAUUCAGAAUGUUCUAAUUCCAUCCAAUUGUUACAUGAUUCGCGGGAACAAUUAAUUUCAAUAUUGAAUAGAAUUAAACAAACAAGUUUAUCUCAACAAAAUAUUCUUAUAAUAAAUAAUAAUUAUUUAGAUAAACAUUUAAAUUAUAUAAAUAAUUAUUUGAAAAGAUUAAAAAAAUAUUGUGAAGAUUUAACACAAUGUUGGCAAUUAGCAGUAGAUAAUCAUUUGAAAUUUCAAGAAACGUUUCAAUCAUGUUCAAUGGAAUUUCAAAUGAUCAAAUCAGAGUUUAUUGAAGGUUGUCCAUUUAAUGAUGAAAUAGAAUUAACUAAUACAUUAAAUAAUAAUGAUAAUAAUAAUCAUGAAAUAUCUCCGAAAACAAAAUGGAAUAGAACCGAUCAAAUUUAUAAUCAUUUCUUAGGAUGGUUAUCAAAUUUAAUGAAUAAACUUGAUCGAUUCACUGUAAUAUCUUAUCAAUCUUGUAUAGAAUUAUUACAACUUACUUCAUUAACAACUAGCUUAAAAGGAUAUAAUUUAAUGAAUGAACAAUUAAUUGAAUUAAAAAAAUCAGCUGAACAAUUAUCAACUGAUCUUGUUGAAUUAUAUCAUCGAAUUGAAUUAACAAUGAUUGAACAUUUAAAGAUGGAUCAAGAGAAAUAUGAAUUAAAAAAUUGGUUAAAUGAACAUGAACAAAAAUUAAUUGAAUUGAAUAAACCAUUAGAAGUGGUUUUAUCAUUUGAUAAUAUCAUUUCAUCAUCAUCAACAUCAUCGGAAUCUUUGAGAUCAUCUUUAUUUUCAUUAAACGCAAUUUUAUCAUCAUGGUCUAUGUUAAUGAAUGAAAGACAAUCAAAUUUACAAAGUUUUCGACGAGUAUUCCAGAAUCUAUCUUCACGCAGUCAACACUUAAGAUCAUUUGAAGAACGUCAAUCUUUAGUUAUUUCAAAUUAUAAAACUUACAUAGUUGAUCGUGUAAAUAAAUCAGUCAUUUCUGAUGACAUUAAACAAAUUAUUUCUAAUGUAUCAAAUAGUGAAUUGAACACAGAUUAUAGCAAUUUGAUAAAUUAUAACAAAGAGUUGAUAAGUAAAAUUGAAAAAAUCAUUAAUCAAGACACUAAAUUUAAUGAUCUAGCUCAGUCAUUAUUAUCUGAGAUCAAUACACUCUCAGAUAAUCUUCGUAUUCUGGAAGAAGAUUUUUGCGACAUGAAAUCUCAUAUUGUGAUGGAUAAUAAUAAUAAAUCAGUGGUCGAUUCACAAGAGUUGUUAUGGACACGUGAUCUAGUACAGUAUAAAAUCAAUGAAUUAAAUCAACAAACACGAGAUGUUUCCUUAAAGAAUAUCCAUGAAAAAUUGAACAUACUCGAAGAGAUGUUCAAUAGUUUAAUUAGUUUAAAUAAUCCAGAGGAAAAUUUGGCAAAUGAAUUACUUAUUUCAAUGAAAAAUCAAUUGAGUAAAUUAACCGAAAGAAUUGAUCAACAGUCAGCUUUAUUAUCUUUGAUACUUAAUCAAAUGAAAGAUAUGUCUGAAAAGAUUGUUCAACAUAAAGAAUGGUUUUCUCACUUGCUAAUUAAAGUAGAAUCAAUUGAAACGGAGUUACCUGUUGACUUAGAGUCUAAAAAGACAUUAUUAGUACAAUAUCAGGAUAUUCUAACUGAAACUACGGAACGCAUUUCAGAAAUAAAUGUAAUCUUAAAAGAUUGUUGCUGUAACAGUGCGACAUCAUUUGUUUCUCAGAAAUCAGAAAAAAUUACUGAAGAGUCAACAGAUCUCAAUUUGAAACCAUCAUCACAUCCAGUUAAAAUGUAUCCUGUUGAUGUUCAAUUGGUCAAAAGUUUAAAAUCACUUCAUUAUGAUAUGAAUCAAGCAUUGGAAAGAGUAAAUUUAAAUUUAACUCGAUGGAAGCGUGCUAUAACUCGGCAUGAGAAUUUAAUUGAAUCUUUGAAAAAUCUUGAGAUAAUUUUAACAAGAUGUAUUGUUAAUACUUUCUAUUGUGCUAAGCAUAUGUUGAAUUUAGAGAUGGAUAUGAAUGAUGAGACUACAUUGCUUAGAUUUCCUGUAAGUAGUGUACUUUCCAAAUGCGUAAAUAUUAUACAAACAUAUGUCAGUACUGAUUUAGAUGAAGUCAACAGAUUAUUGGAUGAGAUCAACUUGACUUAUGAUAGUGUCGUACAAGAUACAUGUCCAGAAAACAUGAAUAUCAUUAAAUUACAAAUUAGGAAAGAUCAAAAUCAGUUUACAAAUUUAGAACAUAAAAUACACACAUUACAAGCUUAUUUAACUAAUCUCAAUGAUCGUAUUGAGUUAUUCACAUCCAUUGAUAAUAAUUUGAAUGAACGAAUCUACAGCCUUUAUAAUCGUCUUAAAUCUGAAAGUAUAAAUUUAUGCUCAACUCAAAUUCAAGAAAUUAAAAGAUAUCUUAAUAUUUGGCGUGGAAUUAAUGAAAAAUUCAAACAAAUCCAUCAAGAUUAUAUGAAUGAAAUUAAGCCUUUAAUCAAAGAAUUUCAACACUUGAAAGUUGAGCAUUUACAAUUUUUAGAAUUGUAUCAGAAAAAUUUCUCAUUUGAAUCUAAAUCAGUUACAAAUGAAGAUCAUUGUUUACUGGAACAAUUACCUACUAUUGAAUCAAUCACAAUUCAAUCUAUUUUUGAAGAACGAAAUAAUAAACUGCUAGAGAUUAUUGAAUUUAUUAAUGCGGUCAUCAAAUCAAUCGAUGCCAUCAGUUCCACCUGGUCUCAAUCUGAACGAAAGUUCAUUCAUUGUCACUCUUGGAUUAAUGGACUUUCAAAAAAAUUCAUGCAAAUUUCUCAAACCAACUUGAAAACUGAUAUUACUAACACUUCAGAUGGAGGGGAAGCAGUAGUAACUGAACCCAGUAACCAGUCAUCACCAGUAUCGCCUUCUAGUCAUAUUUUAAAUCGAUUAGAUCAAUACACAGCUCAAACUUGUUUAUCACUUCUAAAAGAAUUUCAAACUGAACUGAAUCAAAAUAAUUUAUAUUUUGAUGAAUAUCGCAAUGCAUUGUACAAUGUUCAAUCGUUAGGUUCAACGAUCGACUGUUUGUUUAAUAUAUUCAAACAAUUUGAUGUUGACGUUAAUGAUGAUUUAAAAUCGAAUCAUUCUAAUUUAAUACAAAAAUUAAGCGAAGAACUUGAACAGUUUCAAAUGAGUUGGGAACAAUUACAAACUGAAGUGAAUACUACCCACCAAACGAUGUAUCAACAUUUAGAACAAAUGGAACUAUUUAAUUGUAAACAAUUAUCUCUACGUAAAUUACUCACAGAAAUUGAACAAAAAGCUUGUCUAGGACCUUGUUCAACUACUAGUGUGGUGGAUUUUAAUGAAUUGGAAAAGGAUACAAUGAAUUGUUUAAAUGAACAAUAUGUUGAUGAAGUUGAUGGUAAUAAUAAUAAUCAAGGUGAAAAUAGUUAUGUUGUCAUUUUUGACAAACUUAUGAUUGCUCAACAAAGUAUUGUGGAUUGGUGGGAGGCUUUUAUUCAACAAAUCGAAGAAGAAAUUCCUAGAAUCAAAGAUGAAUUGAAAACUAUUAACAGUAUUGUCUUUCCCACUCCCACUGGAUUACUGAAUCAAUUGUUACAUGUGGAAGAGAUCUUAGCUAAAGCUCAUGAAAUCUUAAACGUAAACAAAGAAGGUUUAACUGGUUUAAACGAUAUGAUUGAAGCUUGGAAGAAUUGGCAACAUUGGUGGUUUGUUGACAGCGAAGCAAAUACUAUUCAUGAUGAUCAUGGUGAAUUAUCUAAUUUUGUCAAUAAUAUAAAUGCAUUUAACAUAGAUGGUUAUUUAGAUAAUAAUGAAUUCAUUAAUUUACAAAGAAAAUUAGAUCAACUUUAUAAAUUAGGUGAAUCUGAAGCUAAUCAUCAAUAUUCAUUGAUUUUUAAUGAUCAUCUCCCUUUAAUUAUUGAUUAUUUAAAUCAUAAAAUUGAUUUAAUUAAUAAAUUUCUUGAUGAAUUUCAACAAUUUACUAAUAUACUUAAUGAUAAUGAAAUAAAAUUAAAAAAAUUCGAGACAUUUUUAUUAUUAUGUAAUUAUAAUCAUCAAAUGAAUAAUUUAAAAGAAAAUUCUUACAAAAAAUUACAAUUAUUAAAUAUUGAUUUUAAUGAAAUAACAUUAAAUUAUAUACAAUUAAAAUUUUCUUCUGAUAUAUCAGUGUUUUUAUCGAUUCAAUGGAAUGAAUCAAUAUUUAUUGAUUUUUUAAAUCAAUUUUCAAUCAAUGUUAAAUUAUUGAUGAAAUUAAUUCAAUCAAAUAGCGAAAAACUCUACUCUCUGGAAAAAUUAGCCUGUACGCUUGAAGUUCCAAUAACACAGAGAAGAAAACAAAUGACAACAUCGACGGAGACAACAACAGUGGUAACACAUGAUGACGGUCGUAGUGGUCGUAAAUUAAUUGAAUUAGACAAUGUCACAUCUCGUUAUUCAGAAUUAGUUAAACGUGCUCAAGUGGUUGUUAAACAAACAGAUUCUUGUAGAGACUUAUUUAAUAAAUUAAUGUCUAAUAUUAGUUCAACUAGUGAAUGGAUCAAGCAAUUGGAACAGAACAUUUCAAAUUAUGCCAAUCUCUCUGGAGAUAGACAUGUUUUACAAACUAGACUUGAAUUAGUGAAAGAUUUAAACUUAUUGGACAAAGAAGCUAACGAUCGUUUCACUGAUAUGAAUAAAUAUGCUAUGAAUUGUUUCCAACAAUAUAUACCUAAUAAUCGUGAGAGUUUGGAAUUAAUUGAAAUUACUGAUAGUGACAAAUCUCAGCAACUUUACGAGAGCUUUUUAACCAUACCUAUGUACUGUGUUAAACUGUAUAAAAUGUGGUUUGAUUGUCGUGAAAGAAUUGAAUUUAUUACUAAAUCUUUGUCAGAUUCUAUAGAGACAUGGCAGGUAUUCGAAGCAACAUGUGAUACUUUACAAUUUACUUGUCGUCGUAUUGAAAAUUGGUUGAAAGAACAGUCUACUUGGCUUGUGGAUGAACCGGAACAAAUUAACGAGAAAUUGGAAUUACUACAACUUAUUAAUGAUAGGUUGGAGGUGAAAUUCAGCAUAGAUGCUUCCAAAUACUGUGAAUCAUCUAGUAAGAGUCUGUCAAGUUGUCGACAUGAACAACAACGAAUUUUAGAAUUGCUGGAUGAGUCAGAAUCACAAGUUGAUCUUUUAAAUUCCACUCUAAAACGUUUACCCAAUCACCAUCAUCAGCUGUGCUCUGAAGAUUCAACAACUCUGGACGAAAACAACUUGGAUAAUGUGCAUACAAUAACAACAACGGUAGAAAUGAAAACUGACUCGUAUGAUUUAGCUUUGAAUUGCAUAAAAAAUCUCAUGGUCACAUUUAAUUAUUUACAGAAAAUAACCAGAGAAAUGUCAGAUCUUUGGAAUACUCGUUUAAAACUUUUCACAGAAUGGAAUUCCAAAAUACAGAAUGCAGAAACUAAUUUGUCGAAGUUAUGUUUGCGUAUGGAAAAAAUAAAAGAACAAUUUAGUCCUUUUAGUGAAGAGUUAGAAAAGUCAACAAUAAUUUCCGACGAAAAUGAUAACAGCGGAUCUUUUAAAACUAUUGAAGACAAUUUGAUGUUAGUAGAUGAUAUUAUGAAAGGGCGUGAAGUAAUUGGUGCUGAGUUUACUGAGUUACGCAGUCGUCUAUGUAAUUUAUCUACUUUCAUGAAUCAUAAUGGUCAUAAUGAUCGACAACAAAGAAUGGGAGAUCUACAGCGUAAUUGGGAAGAGUUAGGUAAUAAUCUGUUGAAUUUACAACGAACUCUUGAACACAAAACUACAAUUUGGACUGACUUAAUCUUACAAGUGACAAAUAUAUUCAAUUGGUUUAAUGAAUUUAGUGGGCGUAUGAAAGUGUGGCAUGAAUCUUGUCCAUGGCUGUCCAUGAAUACACCUACUGAACUUUCCGACAUUUUAUCACCAAAUACUUCCAAAGAUUCUUCAAAGACUUCAAUAAUUUUAAAUGAACUCAAACGUCAUUCAAAAGAUACUAGUAAAUUCCUUACACAAUGUCAGUCUAAUUUAAAUUUAGCUAGAGCACAACAUUCGAAAUUGUUAUACUUCCAAUCAGAAUUAAAUAGUUCUCAGCGUCAGUGUACCGAAAUUCAAUCUGAUGCCUACAAUCAAUUGUGCAGCAUGAUGAAUGAAUCUAUUGAAACAAGUAAUCAAAUUGAAAAUCAUCUAGACACCACAAUAUCGAUUGGAACAAUUUCAAAACGAAAUUAA
This is a messenger RNA of Schistosoma mattheei, 18864 nucleotides long. NCBI's taxonomy places the organism in Eukaryota, Metazoa, Platyhelminthes, Trematoda, Strigeidida, Schistosomatidae. The record is from the annotation of a GenBank genome assembly.